Molecule: messenger RNA, 1058 nt
Organism: Pistacia vera
Lineage: Eukaryota; Viridiplantae; Streptophyta; Magnoliopsida; Sapindales; Anacardiaceae
Exons: 5
Coding region: 250-831 (193 amino acids)
Source: RefSeq, a predicted model, not a curated record
UUUACUUGCAAGCCACAAUUCUCAUGCUUAGCUUAGCUUGCAUUAUUCCCUUGGCGUGCUUAUAUGCACAAUUAUGCGACCAUUUCUGGCAUUUGCCCUUCAAGCUUUCCCCAGCCCCACACGUUAAAUCCUUUCGCCCAACUACCUAAAUUAUUAAUAAACCUUCAAUUCUCCAAAUCCCAAUCAAGAAAACGCAUAUAAAUACUCAUUCAAACACAUACCUUUAACAUAUUCAGUUAAUUGUUCAAUAUGUCAACAAGGGGUUCUUGGCAAAGCUUUCUUCAACUACUUCAUCGUUACAGAUACACCUCCACCUAUAAUUCUCCAUGGCAUCUUCCGGCCGGCCGUGUUACAGUCGCUAAUCUUGGACAUGGCUUCUCAAUGCAUCAGACUCAGGGUCUCCAUUUGAUCAGCAAUGGCAACGGUGGAGCAUGGAGAAAACUUGAUGCUAACAUGUUGAAGAAUGAUAUAGACAAGGUUAAACCAGCACCAGCAACACCCCCACCUCCAAGGUUUAACUUCGCCCUCUGGGCAAAAUGGAUUUUGGAAUCUAUACUAUCUCUCUUGAUACCUUUCUGGAAACAAAAAUGGGAGAAGCUCCAAAAAAUUGAAGGAGAGGCAGACAUGGUGGUUGAGGGGAUAAAAAAUGUAGCAGAGGUAGUAGAAAAGGUGGCAGACAAAGUAUCAACACAAAUGGCAGAUAAGCUUCACGAUCAUACAAAACUCCAAGAAGCUGCAUUGUUGGUUGAACGUGUUUCCAAAGCAACUGCUCAGGAUGCCGAACCAACCAUUAAUUUCAUUCACAAGAUUAAGUACAGGUCAAUGCAUUGAAGGAAGACCUUGAUGACUUGGAGACAAUGGUUGAGCCAAUUGUUGAUAAGAUCGUUAAGCAUGAAUCCGAAGGAAAGUAAUAUAUAUAGGCAAUUCCUAUUGUGCAUGUAAAGCUGACGGAACGUAUGUUAUCAUGGACUUCAUUGAUUUUACUCAAGCCUAUCGAAUUUACAUCUUGAUGAAUAAUUUCUUUUAAGAUCAUAGAUGAUCAACUUUUUUAAUUUUAA